ACUUUUUGUUUCUUUCACGUAAUUUUCUAUGCUUUCGGUUUUAUACAUUUUCUGACAGUAAUAAACUCAACUGCAGCCUUUCUUACCGGGCCAGAUAAGGUUGUCGUACUAUAGUGUUAUCAGUGCAUGAUAAAUAUGUCAAGUUUAAAAACUCUUAUAUUUGCAAGUUGGUGAAAGGUGUGUUUAUAAGAGUUUGAGACAAGUACCAGUGUGGAUAACGUAACUUUGCUGAAAUAAUUGAGUUAUUAUAAAAGCGACAUCACGAAAUAUGUUUUUAUUGUACAAAGAGGCACAACAGUGUUUAUAAAAACUUACGUGAAGUAGCAAACGUAGUGACAAUGGAAGGAAAAGACAGUGAACGCAAUGAGAAGGAGGUAGAGAUAAUAGAGACGAUGGAGAAGUUCGGCAGAUAUCAGAUGCUGCAGUACUUCUUCAUUUGUCUGCAAGCCUCUGUCGUCACAAUGUUCAAUGUCAACUACGUGUUUGUCGCUGGAGAUAUCAAUUACAGAUGUCGUAUACCAGAAUGUGAUGGUCAGUAUCCGGUGUACAACACGACGUGGUGGCCCAACACGCACACUGACAGGUGCACGAGGCCGCUGCUUAAGCAGCCGCCAGCCGGAGUGUGCACCAAUAACAGUUUCUCUGACGAAGUCGCGGUCUGCACAGAAUGGGUCUACGAAACUAACAAUACUGUUGUUGCUGGGCUGGAUCUCGGAUGUCAGCCGUGGAAGAUAAAUAUGAUCGGGACAAUGCACAACAUUGGCAUGUCAAUCGCAUUAAUGGCUGCUGGAUGGCUGUGUGAUAGAUUCGGUCGUAAACCAACAUUGAUCAUGUGUUCAGUUGGAAGCUGCGUAGGUCUGUUGAAAAUCUUUACAUCAACAUACUCUGUGUAUGUGUUCAUAGAAAUGCUGGAAGCGACAAUCUCUAGCGGAGCGUACACGGCUGGAAUGGUAUUAAUGAUAGAAAUCGGCGGUAAAAACAACAGAGUUCUAGCAGGAGUUGUAUUCGCUUAUGCUGUUUAUCUUGGAGAGACUGUAUACGCUAUUAUUGCAAUAUUCGUACCAUACUGGAAACAUCUCGUCGUGGCUAUUUACAGUCCUGCAAUAGCAUUCCUCUUAUUAAUAUUUGUUAUGAAAGAAAGUCCUCGAUGGCAAUUAGUAAAUGAUAAAACGGAAAGUGCUAAGAAAACACUAUUAAAAGUAGCAAAAUCCAACAAAGUAAAUAUUGACAAAGAAAAACUGCUUAAUAUAAAUGCAGAGGACUUGAAAAAGGAAUAUAACAUUGGCAGUUAUGAAGAGAGAGAAGGUUUUAUGGCCGUUUUAAAAUCUAGAGAGAUGAUUAAAAGAGCAUUAGUCGCUGGGUUUAGUAAAUUCACUGUUGGUUUCGUGUAUUACGGCUUGAUGAUAAACUCUGUAUUUUUGCCUGGCAACAAACAUACUAACUUCAUGUUGGCUACCGCGAUGUCGUUUCCUGGUGAGCUGAUGUCUCUGUACUUAAUGAAUAAGAUAGGAAGAAGAUUUCCAUUGAUAUAUGGGUUUUUAUUAUGUGGCUUGCUCUGCUCUACAACUGGUUGGAUACCUGAAGCAUACACUUGGCUUAAAAUAACCGUAUUCCUGUUGGGUAAGUUGAUAGUGUCAGUUUGUUAUACCGGAGUGAUUACAUACACAAUGGAACUGUUCCCUACAAGUGUGAGAGGAACAAUGCUGGGUGUGUGCUCCGUUUGUGGCGGCAUAGGUAGCAUGAUUGCACCUUUAACUCCUAUACUAAAUUCAGUGUCUAUAGUUCUUCCACCGAUGAUAUUUGGUAUAACAGCGAUAGUCUCUGGUUUACUUCUCAUACGAACCCCAGAGACUAAAGAUGCGCCAUUAAUGGAUACAAUACAGCAAGUUGACUUAGCGCAGUCGCUGAUCCCAAGGAAAAAUAAAACUGUACAAAACGAAAUUACGUACAGAUUUAAUAAAAAUGAUAAUGAGUGA
Papilio polytes (common Mormon) is the source of this 1976-nucleotide messenger RNA. RefSeq names its product solute carrier family 22 member 2-like. The coding region runs from base 339 to 1976 and encodes 545 amino acids. Gene Ontology annotation, biological process: transmembrane transport. The record is from RefSeq and is a predicted model, not a curated record. Gene Ontology annotation, molecular function: transmembrane transporter activity. The transcript is spliced from 7 exons. Lineage: Eukaryota; Metazoa; Arthropoda; Insecta; Lepidoptera; Papilionidae.